GCCAUCGUGUUGAUUGAUUUGUGCAUUGAAUUGCAAUUUUCGUAUAAUUUGUAAACGUUUUGAGCUUUAACAUAUAAUUUAAAGUUUUCCAUUGUUUUCUUUGUAAGAAGCACAAACUACAUAUUUACAUGUUGCAUGUUUCCAGUGUUGGAUAUACAUUUUAGGUACAUAUACGCAAAUAUCCAUACAUAUUUGGAAUCUUCAACACACUGAUCAACGGGUCGUUAUCGCUCUACGAAACCACAAUCAAACAAAAUAGAAAAUUUCAAUACCACUAAAAAUGGGAAUAAUUAAUACCUGUCAUCUACAUCCCGAUGUAAAUGGCCAUAUCUUUAAACUACUGAAUAAUAUAUGGGAGCUCUACGAUCAGCAAGACCUCAUAGAUGUAACGUUUAAAUUGUCUAACCCCACUGCUAUGGUUCCAGCACAUCGCUUAAUAUUAUCAGCGGCAAGUCCAUAUUUUAAAGAUUUAUUCAAAAGCGACAAGGGCUUAACUCCUGUUAUUGAAUUAAAUAACGUAGACAGUGACACCUUUGAGCGUUUAUUAACAUUUUGCUACACCGGCAAGACGCUCAUAACCAUCGACAAUGUGGAUGCAACGCUGAAGGCAGCUAUUGUUUUGAAGUUGGAUGACGCGGUGGUCGAUUGUGUUGACUAUAUUUUGGAACAUAUAACAGACUAUACACUGCAGCGGGCAUAUAGCUUAGAGCGUGAAACUCAGUGUGUACCACUGUAUGAGAAACUCUUGGAAUAUGAUAUAAAUAAUUUCAUGGAGCAAGACCACCAACAACGACUAAAAUACGCUAUUCAUUUUACACAAUUAGCCACACAAAUUGAUUUUUUAGGUAAUGUUUUGAUGUCGGAUGAAGCGCAUUUCCAAGAAAAACUGUAUUCACCCGGUAGCGAAUGGAAAUUUGUUAGCAGUAUGAUUACGCCACGAAGUGAAGCUGGUGCCGUGGCUUUGAAUGGCAAAAUUUUUGUUAUGGGAGGCUACAAUGGAAACGAUUUAAAAUCUGUUGAAUGUUACGACCCAUCUUCGAAUAUUUGGACACAGUGCGAGGAUAUGAAUGAAGCUCAUGAUUUACCUGGGUCGUUGUUGGUGGUCCUGCUAGCCAGAUACCUAUGCAUGUAUAUUUAUCAAUUACAUCAAAUAUCUAAAUACCAACCCGUUUUUAGGUAUUCACCCGGUAGUGAAUGGAAAUUUGUUAGCAGCAUGAUUACGCCACGAAGGCAAGCUGGUGCAGUGGCUUUGAAUGACAAAAUUUUUGUUAUGGGAGGCUGGAAUGGAAUCGAUUUAAAAUCUGUUGAAUGUUACGACCCAUCUUCGAAUAUUUGGACACAGUGCAAGGAUAUGAAUGAAGCUUAUGAUUUCCCUGGGGUAGCCGUACACAAUGGAUGCAUAUACGUUUUAGGUGGAUAUCCAGAAGAUAAAACAGUCGAGCGUUAUGAUCCUCAAAGUAACAAAUGGACAAAGAUGUGCUCUUUGAACGUUGGACGUAGUGGCAUGGGUUGUGUUUUUGUAGGUGAUCAACUAUGGGCUGUCGGAGGCUGGAACUCAAAGUCCGUGGCAGUUUACUAUGCCGAAUGUGAUGAAUGGGUCGAAAAGAAACCAAUACCUGAAGCUGGUGAAUACAUGUGUUAUGUUGUGCCUAAAGCUUUACUUCAAUGUGAAGUAGCCGUACACAAUGGAUGCAUAUACGUUUUAGGAGGUAUUUGGGAAAAUGAGACAGUCGAGCGUUAUGACCCUCAAAGUGACAAAUGGACAAAGAUGUGCUCUUUGAAUGUUGGACGUGGUUGCAUGGGUUGUGUUUUUGUAGGUGAUAAACUGUGGGCUGUCGGAGGUUCAAACGGACUUUAUAUAAAUAACGACAUGUCAGUUUAUAAUGCCGAAUGUGAUGAAUGGGUCGAAAAGAAACCAAUACCUGAACUAGGUGAAUACAUGUGUAAUUUUGUGCCUAAAACUUUACUUCAAUGUGAAUAAGAGAUAAGGAAAUUUACAAAGUACUUAGUUGAAGACUUACUAGAGAUCAAUGUAUUUAUUUUGCUAACGCAACUUUUAAUUUUCACCUUAUCUUGAACAUGAAUUUUAGUUUAAUGGUUUCUAUUACUUUAAAAUAUGUUUGUUUGUAAAAUGCGUUUUUUAAAUAUAUAGUAAAUAUAUCCAACAAAGUAGAAGUGAUUUUGAUGGUUCUCCGUUUUGGACUGCGACUGGAAUAUCAAAUAAAUAAUAGAUAUUCGAAAUCGUAUUAAAGGAAUCGGUUUCGUUUUCUUUUUCUAACACUACAUAUCGAUGGCUGAG
Rhagoletis pomonella (apple maggot) is the source of this 2299-nucleotide messenger RNA. Its product is annotated as kelch-like protein 5. Gene Ontology annotation, molecular function: protein binding. NCBI's taxonomy places the organism in Eukaryota, Metazoa, Arthropoda, Insecta, Diptera, Tephritidae. The coding region runs from base 281 to 1981 and encodes 566 amino acids. The transcript has 10 exons. The record is from RefSeq and is a predicted model, not a curated record.